AUGAGUACGUACGAAAGGGAAGAACUUCGUGGGGUGGCUAUUCAUUAUUUACUUCUGGCUCAAGACAAGAAACAUGGGUUAGUAAAGUUAAGCGAUUUGAAGAAAGUUUUCCCAAAAACUUACGAUAAAAAGACCGUCAUUGGCAUUUUAGACGAAGUGGUGAGGGAAAUGAAGGAUCUUUUUGGGAUAGAGGUUUGUGUGGUGGAUACGGGGAAGGGAACCUUUGUUUUACUUAAAAAUGAAAUUGAUUCGGGAGUGCCCUAUCUUGAUUCUACAGUAGACAGUGGAGAUAAAUUAGAAAAUGCCAAAAAAGGAGUUUUACUUGCUGUACUUAUGUAUAUUUUUAUGGCCAAAAAUCCGGAAAUUCCUUCCUCAUCAGUAACUAGUACGGCAGUUUCUGAUUUCCUGGAGACGCUUGGCCUGAAUAACAUUCAGCAACUCGAUUUGGAAAAAUUAAUUAGUCCCAAGCCAACAGCAGAGUUUAUUACUGAAGGUUGGAUAGAUUUUGAAAAAAGUUCUGAUAGGGAUGGGAACGAAUCUGUUUUUUACAGCUGGGGACCUCGCGCGAAAGCCUGUGUUGAUCCAAAGAAGGUAUUUGAGUUGUUUUGUGCGAUUGAUGGUGGGGAUCCUGAGGAAUGGAAAGAUUACAAAGCAUUUGUUGAUUCUUCUAAGAAAGAUGAACAAAGAAGUUCUUGA
This is a messenger RNA of Enterobius vermicularis (human pinworm), 696 nucleotides long. Lineage: Eukaryota; Metazoa; Nematoda; Chromadorea; Rhabditida; Oxyuridae. The record is from the annotation of a GenBank genome assembly.